Molecule: messenger RNA, 1707 nt
Organism: Brettanomyces bruxellensis
Lineage: Eukaryota; Fungi; Ascomycota; Pichiomycetes; Pichiales; Pichiaceae
Exons: 1
Coding region: 1-1707 (568 amino acids)
Biological process (GO): transcription open complex formation at RNA polymerase II promoter; transcription initiation at RNA polymerase II promoter
Cellular component (GO): transcription factor TFIIE complex
Source: RefSeq, a predicted model, not a curated record
AUGAAUGCUCAGCGUCAGGUGGUCGAAAAUGAGGUUUUCCAUUUGCUCAGGUUGGCGGCCCGGUCUUUCUAUCCACAUCAAUGUGUGCUAAUAUUAGAGGCACUUAUGUUCCACUCUGUUCUUUACGAGGAGGACCUCUUAAAGCUCACGUGUAUGCACAAAAAGGUUUUCCGAUCGUUCUGUAAUCGGUUGUUGGAUGAUAGGCUGAUAACGUCUUAUACGCAGAAGGAAGAAACAAGUGGACCGGCCGGUCAAUACAGAUGGCUUUCUAGAGCAUACUACUAUAUACAUUAUUUGGAAGCCAUCGAUUCCAUCAAGUGGAAGGUCCAUUGCUUGGUGAAGUUUGUGAAGGAUGAGAUUGGACAGUUCAAUGAUCCACAAGGUUACGUCUGUCCAACAUGCCAUGCCAAGUACUCAUUGCUUGAUGUUCCAUCCCUUUUAAGUGAGGAUAAAAUGAGAUUCGAGUGUUCUGUGUGUGGCGAUACCCUUGUGGAAGAUGAUACCGAUUUAGAGGCACAGAAGGGACAAGAAAAGCUAGAGCGUUUGAUGGCUCAGCUAGAACCAAUUAUUGAAUCUUUGAAGAAGAUAGAUACCAUGAAAGUUGAUGAUAACAACUUUGAGACUGCCCUCAUCAAAGCUGUCCCACCAUCAUCGAAUUCCAUUGCCGCAUACACAGUUACAAACAGAACUGGCCGUCGGAAGAAGGCUGGUAACGAUGGAACAUCUGCCGCUGCAAGGAGGUCACAGGCCACGAUUCAUGUUUCGAUUACCGCUGAUGAUGAGGACAUAAAGAGGGAGAGAAUGCAGAGAGAGAAGAGGAACGAGAAGCUCAGGCAGAACGCACUGCCUUCUUGGCAUAGAGAGAGUGCUGUUGGAGGGGGUAGUCUGGGUGUUUUACAUGAUGAACCGAUUCCUACUGAACAGCAGCAGGAUUCAGCUAAUGUUCAAGUUAAGAUAGAAGGUGAAUCUGAAGACUCUACCAAAGUUAAACAGGAAUCGGGUGUUACAAAGCCCAAAGUCGAGCCAGGAUUCGAACAUGCGGAAAGUCCAGUCAAGCAAGAGGAUGAAAAUACAAAUAAAGAAGAAUUGUCACAACCAUCGCCAUCCGUAUCCCAGGAGAACUCUAAAAUUCUUAACAGUUCUGAUGAGGAGGAUAACACAAGUGGAAACAACACUGCAGUUGAGAUCAAGGGGGAGGAGCCACCAAGUACUGGAUUAUCGAUGGAAUCAGAUGUGCUUGCAAAAGUUAAAGAUGAAACAAAGGAAAAGAGCGACAAGCAACCUUCCUCAGGCAGUGCUACUACCGAGGAAUUAAAUGCAUUGACAGCAUACUAUGCACAGCUUAGACAGAGACAAGCCGAAGAGGAGGAAGAGGAAGAAGAUGAAGAGGAGGAAGAGGAAGAUGGUGAUGGUGAGAACGAUGAAGAUGAUGUAGACGAGUUUGAAGCAUUUGAAGAGGCUGAUGAAGAAGACGGUAAGAAUGAUGAAAAUUCAUCUGAUGAAGAGAAAAAUAAAAACUCACCUGAGAAGCAACAUACUGAUGAUAUUUCAGAUGAAGAUAAUGAGAAAACUGGUGAACAAAUGAAUCCUGAUAACCAAUCAGAGGAGAAACACGAUGCAACGAAGGACUCGGAUCAGGAUAUGGACGAUGAAGAUAUUGAUGAUGCGAUAUUUGAGGAAAUGGAGGAAAUGAGUGAUGCUGAAUGA